GCGGCGGCAGGUAGUUCUAGAAAGUACAAGAAAGAUAAGUUUAUUUAUAAUUCGCCGGAACAUAACCUAAAUCAAAUUAUACUGCAAUGGCAAAUGUGUUUGGAUUAAUAGUGUCUGGCCGUUUGGUCCAAACAGACUUCACACCAGUAUCUGACACGCAGUUUCUCAUCACAAUACCCGAGGCAGACUCUAUAAACUACCUUGUUGUGUUCCUCACCGGCAUUUCUCCGCUGCCUGAAGGCGCCUGCGGAAUGGUCUACUGGAGCUGGCCGGACCCCUCAGCACCGCCGAACUGGCAGCUGCUGGGACACAUAUCCAAUUCCAAGCCGUCGGCAAUAUUUAAGAUUUCUAAUUUGAAGAAGUUGCAUGAACUAUCUAGUGAUAACCAGUUUGGGACCGCGUUCGGCGCGCCCAAGAUCUGUCACAACGCGCAAAUAGGUGUCGCCAUAGAGCCAGAGUCCAAUGUAUCACUGCUGGCUUCCUCUGUUGCACAACAGAACUCCUACGUCACCUUUGCUCAGAAGAUGCUAGAGAACCUGAUAAACUUCGUGGGCUCGUUCGCCGUGACCCAAGAGCAGAUGAGCCCGACCCCGGGCGUCUCCUACAUCCCGCUGAGCACGCUGCAGACCUGGUACCAGAACUUCGAGCGGCGGCUGCAGCAGAACCCUAACUUUUGGAAGAACUAGUCGUCCUGGUGAUCAUGCUGCAUCCCUGGUAACUAAAAUAUGCGAUAAUACGCGAUACCAUUGAGAAAUCUUCUUCCUCGCGUUAUGCCACGGCUCACAUAGGAGCCUGGGGUCCGCUUGACAACUAAUAUUUUUUUAUAUAUGGAGUGAGUACUGUGAGCUUACUCGUUUAUCUGUGGCGAUACUGAGAGCCAGUUGCACCGCACCAUCGCCGCGCCAUCGCCAGCAUAAGUUUCACCUGUCAACCCCAUAGUGUCAUACUCUUGUUUAUAUUUUUUAUUUAUUGCCUGGACUAGAUAGCUCUUUAAGCUAAAUCUCAUAGAACAAAACUAGAGACAGGAAAAACCUAUGCUGACGCCAUCUAUAAAAACCUUUGAUAGUUGCCAACCCCUUUGACGGACUGAUCAACGGGAAUAAGCAUUGAAUUAUGGUUUUUUCCCAUACAAUAAAAUUGAGUGAAUGUUAUUAACGAUGAUUUCAAUAUUUUUGCCAUUUUAACCUUGCAAUUAACAUAGUUAAUUUAUGUCUUAUAAUUAUGAAUUCUUUCAUUUAAUUUGGUGUUGGCAAUCUAUCGAAUAUUUUGAUGGCCCUGAAGUUGUAUACUAUUUGUUAAACAGGGAUGCAGCUAGUUACUAUAUCUCGUACGAAUAGGUUUUUACACUUGUAAGAAAUAAAUGUUAAUUUUAUAGCAAUGUUCCGCAAGGCGAGAUUGUGAUAUUAAUAAUUUGCGACGUUAUCUAUGAAAAGGACCUUAUUGUCGAUGGCGCUUACGCCAUUAUUAACGAUGCUCCGAUAUAAAUACAAUGCCGCGCGACGCUGUACGGCGUAUGCGCCAUCGACAAUAAGGUCCCUUUUCAUAGAUAAUGCCCCAUUUCAUCUAUAGUUCGUUUUUUAGCAUUAGAAAGAACUUGCAAGAAGGUAAGCGAUCUUCACAUCAAAAACGAUUACUUAUGAAAGCAGAAGAAUAUAAAUGAUCGUAUUAGAUUAAUAAUUGUUACUUAUUUUUAAAAUGUAUUUUUCAAUUAAAAGGCACAUCAAGAUUGUUUACCUUAUUUCUAAUGCUAAAAAAACGAACUAUACACACAUAUCAUAAUACCCUCUAUGACGCGUUCAAAAACCGCAAAUUACAGCCAGCAUAAAGAUAAAUUAUUUUGUUAGAACACUUAUAUCUGUGAAAAUGUUAUAAUAGGGGGUAUUACUGCAAUGUUCUGCCGCCAGAGUGCAGCACUAAGUACGGGAUAUUACUGCAAUGUCCUGCCGCAAGAGUGCAGCACUACCGACUCAGUAAAUUCAUAGACUAACUUAUACAUACUGUGCCUUAAACUGUUUUUUGAUAAGUUUUCACAGACAAUAUGCAUUGUUGCAUCAAGGCGGUUUGUUAACAAGGCCUACCGGAAACGGGAAAAUCGAAAUUUAGUUAUCUGCCUCUUUCUUCUCUUCUUCCUCGCGUUAUCUCGGCAUUUUGCCACAGCUCAUUAAAAACAAAAGGAUUUGAUUUGACCUCAUUUCUAGUAUCAGUCGACAUUCGAGACGACGAUUUAUUAGAAAUGAAAUGUGAAUUACAGUUUGAUAAAAAUGUCGCAAUGGCGGUCGUAACAUGAGAUUCCUGAACACACCAUAGAGAGCUUAUGAUAUGUGUGUAGGUAGAAAAAGCAGUGUACAUAAUUAGGCAUUAUGCAGUGUCAGCAUAAACUUCUAGUAAAUAAUGCUCAAAUGAAACAUCAGUUCAUAAUGUGUUUUAAAUACAGUCGAAUGAAGUUACUAUAUUUAUUAUGUGCUACAACUUUUAAUUUUGAUUAUGUCUUCAAAUAUAAGACUGGCACGGGAGGUAUCCAGAAUUGAAAGGAGUAAAUAUCCAGUUAAGUGUUACUGUUGGUAGAUAGUUGGCUCCAGUGCGAUUAUCGAACCAACCCAAAUAUGUAACGUUUAAGAGCAUUUAAUGUUUGCAGUAAGACUGAGAGUGUUGUGUUGCUUGGGGGUGUGGUCGCGACAGCGUAGCGUGUACGUAACGUUAAGUAGGCGGCUCCACACAGAGCGAGCGGCCCCGCGAGUGUGUAGUGUAGCUGUAGACGUGCCCCGGUCGAGGCAAGCCUCCACCGACCGAGCUGCUUCGCGCGGCAUUUUCCUCGCGAGUCGGCACGUUCUGUGUGAGCCCGCCUAUUGAUGAUAACAAAUAAUACAAAUAUGGAUUCACUAUAGAUAUGUAGUCUAUGUAAAAUUCGUGCCUCUAAAUCAACGACGGCAGAAGUAGAAGGCGCUCUACAGGGGUACUGUACCCCGUUAUGACGUCGACUGUAACAGUCGACGUCAAAAAUAUGUUUACACUUUUGCACCUUACUCCUUUGUAAUAAGGCUAAAAGAGUAAACAUAUUUUUGACGUGGACUGUACAUUAUGCGGCUCAGAGAUACAAUACUAUAGAGGUGGCAACUCUCUUUUGGUCCUUUGAGUUAUGCGGUAAUCCUGGUUUGUCAAGUGAACGUCUCGGUGUAUGGGCUAUACCUCUUGCGUCAAAAGAUGGUCCCUAUGACAGUUACUACAAGUCCCUCUUAAUUGAGCUUAACUUAAAAAAUAUGAUAAUACAGUAUUUAUGUCUUAAACAUUACAUUUCUAAAUAUAUUACUGUCCUAAAUUUCAUAAAAAUGUCUACAAUUAUUUUACCUGACACAUAAAAAAUAAAUAAAAUAAAUAAAAAAUAAAUGAACUAACAUAGGGACCCUCAUUCGACACGAGAGGUAAAGCGUGGCUUUGUCGAAUGGGGUAUGGCGUUGAAAGAGUUUUAAUUAUUGUAUUAUAUCGUAUUUCAAUACAAAUGUGAGCUUUAUACUCAUACUUAUUAAUAAAAAUGAAAUCGUUUUUGCUUAA
Messenger RNA from Cydia fagiglandana, 3549 nucleotides. Its product is annotated as protein OPI10 homolog. The record is from RefSeq and is a predicted model, not a curated record. The transcript has 4 exons. The coding region runs from base 87 to 686 and encodes 199 amino acids. Gene Ontology annotation, biological process: protein import into nucleus. Gene Ontology annotation, cellular component: nucleus; cytosol. Gene Ontology annotation, molecular function: Hsp70 protein binding; nuclear import signal receptor activity. NCBI's taxonomy places the organism in Eukaryota, Metazoa, Arthropoda, Insecta, Lepidoptera, Tortricidae.